Lithohypha guttulata is the source of this 1911-nucleotide messenger RNA. RefSeq lists its product as uncharacterized. Bases 1 to 1911 code for a protein of 636 amino acids. Lineage: Eukaryota; Fungi; Ascomycota; Eurotiomycetes; Chaetothyriales; Trichomeriaceae. The transcript is spliced from 3 exons. The record is from RefSeq and is a predicted model, not a curated record.
AUGGCCUGGACUUUCGAAAGGCUCGCAACCGAAUUCCUAAGUAAUGCUACACUGCAGGAAGCUUACGGUUAUCGCAUGCCUGGUGCUCCUCCUGAUGCAUACCACUACUUGCUUAAUCGAACAGGAUGCGAAGCUCUUCGGGGCACAGGAAGUGACUUGUACGACUGGCCAGAUUCCGCAAACACUAUCAAUACCUGGGUUUUGCCAUUCACCGGCUUGCUCCUGCAAGCGCCUUUUGACAGCAACGAUGCUAUGGGUACUUUUUGGGCAAUCUCCAGAUGGGUUGGCGGACCUAUGGCUAGUCUGACAUAUAUCUUGUGGAACAUGCGGUCUUCGGCCAAUUGCGCAGCAUUCCUUGACAAGGCCACUCGUCGUAACGAUAUCCCCAAAGCUGAGAUCGGCAACGAAAAAGAUGUCAAACAGCGCAGCGACUUCGCCAGUUAUCGGGACGCAUUCUUCCUUCUCAGUGUCAUGAAUCAGUUCACGAUCAACCUGCAUUUUAAUGGCGCAGCAGCAGAGAAACUUUUAAAGGUGGCACUGUUCAGUCAACAGCUGCGCCUACCACUGAGUGCUGGUGGGAGCAUCGAAGAAGUAAGGCAGGCACUCGCUAGAGAUACAAGAGAAGCUAGAAAGAGAGGCACCGUUCAAUGCUUCCUUGCUCAGUUGUGGUUCAUUUUCGGCCUAGUCAUCAGCAUUCAGCAGUCUUUUGGCUUCCUUGGAGACAAUGCUAAUGCUCAAAAUCUGGCACUAGGCUUAGCCAUGAUAUGGUUCAGUGUUCUGAUGCUUUCUACCGUUGUCGACCGCAACCCUGCUCUUCCAGAAGCUACCCAAAGACAGCUGAAUAUAUUCCUUGGUCUGAUCCGUGAAGCAUUACUGAGGGACGCCGGACGACAUCGAGACAUUCACCAGGCUUUCAGUGCGCCAGCUCGAGUUACCUCUUUCAAUUCGGUCGUCAGUGGUUCACCAAUCAAGACUGCGACUUUCACAGAAGCUAUACGUGCGAGGUCUUCACAAGACGAUACUAUUGUCGAUAACGAGAUCGUCAACUGGUUCGACAGUGACGAAUGUGACACGGCCGACCUCCGUUGGAUUGACUCCAUCUCUUCCCUAGCUCUCGAUGACGCGAAAUUCUUCUAUAUGUUUGCUGGUCAAGGACGGCACCUCUGGCACUAUGGUGUAGCAUAUCCGGUCAUACGAGGACUAAAGAAAGAUGGCAUUCUCGACGCGCGCCGAGGUUGGUCAUACGGAGCUGAUGUCCGUCAGAAAUUAAUCGCGACCAAGCGGUGGGAUGCAAAAGACCGGAUUCACUCCUGGGAUCUGAGAGAGUUCUGGCAGAUUGUUGCCUCUUUCGUUUCAAUCUGGAUGUCACUUCUGGCAGCAUUUACAAUUGCCUACUUUACACCUACCGUCGGUCUCGGCUGUCGUGCUCUUGGUUAUAUGCAAUUCGGAAUCUUCUGUACCGGCCAGGGCAUCAUCGAGAUGUUCAUUUGGGCGAUUACACCUCACCACAAGCAUGAUACGAAGUUCUAUAAGCGUACCCGCUUUUAUGGAAAAUGGAUUCUGCGUGUCUGUGAGCUCACUAAUCUUGCCUGGCUGAUGUACAUAAUUUUCGCUCAGGCCUUAGGCAUCUAUAAUACUUGUCAUUGCAAAUGCUCAAACUACGGCAUAGGCGGUGGCUAUAUUAACCUCAACAAUGUCCUUACUCCACUACCUCAGCAGGCCAAACCGUACUGGCUAACAGGCACAAUCAUGGGAUGCACCAUGAUGGUGCUCAGCUUCAUCUUCAUCGCAUGGGAAUGGGUCACGCAGAGUCAUAUGAGCACCGAAGAUUACGAACACGCGAUGAAGGGUCUGCGAACGACUAGACGCUUCAAAUCAUGGACCAGAUGGCUGGCACCGUUGCAGGCCUGA